AUGCGGCUCGUCUGUUUGCUUUUGCUUAUUCUGGGUGCUGCUUCGUGUGGAAAGAUUGUUAGCGUUCAGGAUUCUGUAAAACUUACGGGGAAUCGAUGGAGUGCGGCUUGUGGUUUGCGUGGACCUCAUCCGGAACCAUUGGAGAAUUACCUUGAUGUAGCGCAAUAUUAUGGCGAGAUAGAACUGGGCACUCCUGGUCAGAAGUUUAUGGUCGUUUUUGACACUGGCUCUUCAAAUCUUUGGGUUCCGUCGAAGAAAUGCAGCUGGUUCGACAUUGCCUGCUGGGUGCACAACAAGUACGAUAGUAGAAAAUCAACCACAUAUAAGGCAAAUGGAACGGAUUUCGCAAUUGAGUAUGGAACUGGCAGUCUCACUGGCUUUCUCAGCACGGAUACUAUCAGGUUGUCCGACAUUCAAGCGCCAGAUCAGACUUUUGCAGAGGCUACUAAGCAGCCCGGAAUUGUGUUUGUGAUGGCUAAAUUCGAUGGCAUCUUGGGAAUGGCUUUUAGUUCCAUUUCCGUAGACAACGUUGAGCCUGUUUUCUAUAACCUCGUCCGCAGGAAACUUAUUGCUGAGCCCAUAUUCGCCUUUUAUCUAGAUAGAAACGAAACCGACGUUGCAGGAGGAGAACUAAUGCUCGGUGGUUAUGACGAGUCUUACGUCGAUGGUCCCAUCACAUAUACUCCAGUCACACGUGAGGCCUACUGGGAAUUCCGUGCUCAGGGAAUUGAAGUCGACGGUAAGGUCUUGUGCGAAGAUGGCUGCGACGCGAUUGCGGACACGGGCACCUCAUUAAUUGUUGGUCCCACCGAGUCGAUCCGUCGUCUGGCCGAAGCCACAAACGCUCGACCGCUUCCUGGAGGUACUUAUUUCGUUUUUUGUGACUCUGUCUCCUCCCUACCUCCUAUCACUAUUACGAUUGAGUCUGUGAACUUCACGCUUACUCACGACGACUACAUCCUCAGGGUGUCUCAAUUCGGUCAUGAAAUGUGCUUACUUGGGUUUAUGGGAUUAGACAUUCCCAAUCAUCCAAUAUGGAUUCUUGGAGACGUUUUCAUUGGCAAGUACUACAGCAUCUUCGAUCUGGGUCAGAAGCGUAUUGGCUUUGCGCCAGCAAAGAAACAACCGCCAAAGUUUUCACAACCCGUCUUUCUGCCCUUCGCCAGCGAUAAUCUCCGCACCGUGGUUCCUAUGACUCGACUUAUACCCGCCCAGCCGAUCUAUAGCUAA
Hydatigera taeniaeformis is the source of this 1230-nucleotide messenger RNA. NCBI's taxonomy places the organism in Eukaryota, Metazoa, Platyhelminthes, Cestoda, Cyclophyllidea, Taeniidae. The record is from the annotation of a GenBank genome assembly.